Messenger RNA from Salvia hispanica, 2084 nucleotides. Its product is annotated as glucose-1-phosphate adenylyltransferase large subunit 1-like. Gene Ontology annotation, molecular function: glucose-1-phosphate adenylyltransferase activity. Gene Ontology annotation, biological process: glycogen biosynthetic process. The record is from RefSeq and is a predicted model, not a curated record. NCBI's taxonomy places the organism in Eukaryota, Viridiplantae, Streptophyta, Magnoliopsida, Lamiales, Lamiaceae.
GGCGUGUUUAUGUGUGUGGGAUAAACAGGAUCCUCAACUUGGGAGGCCUGAUUUUUUUCCAAUUCCACAAUCUCUCUCUAUAUAUAGCAGUGAAGCUCACAUUUAACAGAAAUAAAUUUGCAAGCUUUCUCGUGAAAAACUCACAGGCCAAUAAAGCUACCACCUUUCACCUCCCCCACUUGAUGCACACACUUCUCAUGCAUUAUUGUCAGCUAUAAAUCCAUCGCCAGCUUUUGUGAAAUAGAUCUUCAAGUUUUUGUUUCAAUCCUCUUCUUUUUCAAGAUUCUUGCUUAAGGAAUUUUUCCUCAAUUCAGAGUCUUUACUUGUUAAUAAUUCUGGACGAUCUACUCGCAUGAGAUCUUGAGCUUGGAAGUUGAUCCAGUGAUUGUCUGAAAAGAGUGGUGAUUGUUAAAAUUUUGAUUUGGUGAGUGAGAGAAACUGCUAUGGAUGCUUUCUGUGGUACGUUGAGAUCGGCAUCCCAUUUGGCGAAUCCGACCAAAAGUGUGUUUUGUGGUGAAGAGAAUGGGUUCUGGGGAGAGAAGAUCACAUGGAGUCUGAGUAAUCGUGUUGGGGCUUGUAAAAUUGGGAAAAAAUUGAAUCUUGAGGAAAGGGGAAGGAAGAUCAAACCUGGGGUUGCUUACUCUGUUCUGACCAGAGAAAACAGCAAUCAAACUCUGACAAUACCUGCUCCAAGAUUCGAGAGACAGAGGGCGAAUCCGAAAAAUGUGGCUGCGAUCAUUCUGGGAGGAGGUGCCGGGGCGCAGCUUUUCCCUCUUACAAGCAGAACUGCCACCCCAGCUGUUCCAAUUGGAGGAUGCUAUAGGCUGAUUGACAUCCCAAUGAGCAACUGCAUCAACAGUGGCAUUAACAAGAUCUUUGUGCUCACUCAGUUCAAUUCUGCUUCUCUAAAUCGACACAUUUCUCGAACAUAUACUGGGAAUGGCAUUAGCUUUGGGGAUGGUUAUGUUGAGGUUUUGGCUGCAACUCAGACGGCAGGGGAAACAGGAAACCGGUGGUUCCAGGGUACAGCAGAUGCAGUUAGGCAAUUUAUAUGGCUAUUUGAGGAUGCCAAGGCGAAAGAUAUUGACAACAUCUUGAUUCUAUCAGGGGAUCAUAUGUACAGGAUGGACUACAUGGACUUCGUUCAGAACCACAUUGAUAGAAAUGCGGACAUCACACUCUCGUGUGCACCAGUUGAUGAAAGCCGAGCAUCAUCCCUUGGACUGGUGAAGAUUGACAGCAGAGGUCGCGUAUCUCAAUUUUCUGAGAAGCCUAAAGGCAUGGAUAAGAUGGCAAUGCAAGUAGACACCUCUAUCAUAGGAUUGUCCGCGGAGGAGGCUGUAAGAUCUCCGUAUAUCGCUUCUAUGGGAGUAUAUGCAUUCAAGACCGACGUUUUAUUGAAGCUUCUCCGGUGGAGAUACCCGACUUCAAACGACUUUGGGUCUGAGAUCAUACCAUCUGCAGUAAAGGAACAAAAUGUGCAGGCAUAUGUAUUUAGAGACUACUGGGAAGAUAUCGGAACGAUAAAAUCAUUUUACGAUGCUAAUUUGGCUCUUACGGAUGAGUCCCCGAAGUUCGAAUUCUACGAUCCAAAGACUCCGUUCUACACAUCACCCCGUUUCUUGCCACCAACCAAAAUCGACAAUUGCAAGAUCAAAGACGCGAUCAUAUCACACGGGUGCUUCCUGCGUGAAUGUGUUGUUGAACACUCUAUAGUAGGCGAACGCUCUCGUCUCGACUCCGGGGUUGAACUCAAGGAUACAUUUAUGAUGGGGGCUGAUUCUUAUCAAACGGAAUCAGAGAUUGCCUCACUCUUAGCUCAAGGCAAAGUUCCAAUGGGGAUUGGUAGUAACACCAAAAUAAGUAACUGCAUCAUCGACAAGAAUGCUAGAAUCGGGAGAGACGUGAUCAUCAAGAACAAAGAGGGAGUCGAAGAAGCUGAUAGAUCGGAGGAAGGGUUCUACAUUCGCUCGGGAAUCACUGUAGUAGUCGAGAAAGGAACGAUAGCUGAUGGAACGGUCAUAUAGAUGUGUUGCUCUUUGAACACUGCGAUUUAUACACACAACGCUUAAUUCCUCUUUCCA